GAAGAAUCAAUUGAAGGGGAAAUUUGAAAUGGUGAAAGGUAUUAUUUCUUUAUUCUUCCACACUUGAAUCCGAUUACCAUCCAAGACUGAAAUCAUGUUAACGAUCUUUACGUUAUUACUCUCUUUUUCAUGUAAACGUUUCGUGUGACAACUGUUUGAUUAAAUGCCUCACCCGGAUGUUGCGUUUUGGACUGUUCUGACCAUGGGUUAUCGCUUUGGUGGGAUGUAUGAUAAUGCAUUGCUUGUGUUUGAACAGAUGCAGUAUGCAGAUGUGGUUCCGAAUCAGCUAACAAUGGUGAAUGCUUUGGCUGCUUGUGCUAGCUCGGGUGCUAUUGAAAUGGGGAUAUGUAUACAUGAUAUGGUAAGGAGGAAUGGAUGGGAAUUGGAUGCCAUUUUCAGGACUGUAUUGAUUGAUAUGAAUGUCAAGUGUGAGUUUUUACUUAUAUAAAGGAAAAGCAUGUGUUUAUUGAAGGGCCGGGUGUGGUGAGGAGGCUAUUUUGUGGUUUAAUAGGAUGGAGUUAGAGCAGAUGAAGUGACUUUGGUUGCAGUUCUUCAAGCGUGCAGUCAUUGUUUGGUGGAUAAGGGUCGAUGGAUAUUUAGUAUGUUGGUUGAUGGAAAGUAUGAAUUUCGUCCCAAUGUCAAAAUCUCAAGGGAACUUUGAGUUCGGCGAGAAGAUGGAGUUAUGUUGAGAGAGAGAACUGACUAAGGACUUGGGUUGUAGUUCUGUGGAGGUUGAACACCUAAGGCCUGCCACUGAAGUCUCUCUCUCUAACUCUCUCUCUAACUCUCUCUCUCUAACUCUCUCUCUCUCUCUCUCUCUCUCUCUCUAACUCUCUCUCUCUAACUCUCUCUCUCUCUCUCUAACUCUCUAACUCUCUCUCUCUAGUGUUUAAGCAAGGACUCACCAUGGACAGUGAAGAAAACACCAAAUCAGGCAAUAAGGUAUUAGCAUCUCAAGUAUCUUUCGAAUCAAUCCUUGUUUUUAGUGAUAUUGCUCGACAAAAUUCGAAUUUCCUUGAUCUUGGUGAUGCUUAUAAGCUAGCUCUCAGUAAUAGAGAAAGACAGUAGUCCGGUAUGCUUACAAAACACUGGCUUGGGAAAUAUUCCUUAAGAGUUAAUUUUGCCAAAGGUCUCUGCCGCUUGAGGGUCUGAUAUGUAUUUUAGUGAUAUCAGUCCUAGAUUUUGUGUAUAAAUAGUGAAGAAGCAAAGACUUCUGAUGUCUCUAACUCUACUGGAAUGCAGAUACUUCAAAAAAUGAUUUCACUUGAGCGAAACGAAUCUGUUCGUCACUACAAGGCAAUGGAAGAUUCUUUUGAUGAAGAACUUCAAAUACUACCUACUGCAGAUUGUAGAAAGAUGGUUCUUACAGCUUCAACAUUUGCUGCUGCAAUAAGUUAAUCACUACAAGGCACAUGAGGAUUCUUUUGCUGACGAACAUUAAAUACUAGCUACUGCAGAUUGGAGAAAGAUUGUUCAUAUAGCUUCAACUUUCGCUGAAAUAAGAACAUCAAAUACUAGCUACUGCAUAUUUGAAAAAUAUGAGGAAGAUUGUUCUUAGUAGCUAUUCGAGUUGAGCAUUUGCUGAAAGUGCAUGAAAUAAGAUGGCGAGUUUCUUGACUGAUUUGGCGAAGCCAUAUGUGGAGAAAUUGAUAAAUGGCGUGAUUGCAGAAUCGAGUUAUAUAUGUUGCUUCAUGUGCAUUGCUAAGGAUUUUGAAGAAGAAAAAGCUAGGUUGGAAGUAGAAAGGACAACUUUUAAGCAAUGCAUUGAAGUGGCAACCCGAAAAGGGGAAGAUGUUCAAGCUAAUGCUCUUUCUUGGGUAGAAGAAGCUGAUAAGCUCAUUCAAGAAGACACCAAAACAAAACAAAAAUGUUUUUUUGAAUUUUGUCCUCAUUGCAUAUGGAGAUAUAGAAGAGGAAAAGUACUGGCAAAUAAGAAGGAUCAUAUUAAAGAAUUAAUGGAAGCUGGAAAGGAACUUACAAUUGGACUCCCAGCUCGUCUUCCAGAUGUUGAACGCUAUUCAUCCCAACACUAUAUGCAUUUUAAAAGUAGAGAAUCCAAAUACAUUGAGCUUUUGGAUGAACUCAAAGAUGACAACAAUUAUAUGAUUGGGUUGCAAGGGAUGGGGGGCACAGGAAAAACUACACUGAUCAAGGAAGUGGGUAAGAAACUUAAGCAAUCAAAGCAAUUUACUCAAAUCAUCGAUACCACAGUGACAUUUUCUCCUAAUAUUAAAAAGAUUCAAGAUGAUAUUGCUGGACCUUUGGGAUUGAAAUUUGAUGACUGUAAUGAAUCCGAUCGACCCAAAAAACUAUGGAGCAGACUAACCAAUGGUGAGAAGAUUCUUCUAAUAUUGGACGAUGUGUGGGGUGAUAUUGAUUUUUAUGAAAUUGGAAUUCCAGAUAGUGACAAUCACAAAGGUUGUAGGAUUGUUGUAACCACGCGCAGUCUGUUGGUGUGCAAAAAAUUAGGAUGCAAUAAGACAAUCCAACUAGAUCUCUUAUCUGAAGAAGAUGCGUGGAUCUUGUUCAAAAGGCAUGCUAGUCUAAGUGAAACUUCAAAUGAUUUUUUUCUUGACAAGGGACGUAAAAUUGCAAAUGAAUGCAAAAGGUUACCUAUUGCAAUUGUUGUUAUUGCUAGUAGUUUGAAGGGCGAACAACAUCGGAAUGAAUGGGAUGUGGCCUUAAAAUCAUUUCAAAAACCUAUGUCCAUACAUGGUGUUGAUGAUGAACUUGUUAAAAUUUAUAGCUGUUUGAAGUUUAGCUAUGAUAAUAUUAGGAAUGAAAAGGCAAAGAGUUUAUUCCUUUUGUGUUCUGUGUUUCGGGAAGAUGAAGAGGUUAUUACUGAAAGGUUAGCCAGACUUGCCAUCGGAGGAGGCCUUUUUGGGGAAGAUUAUGGAAGCUACCAAGAUGCGCGAAGUCAAGUAGUUACAUCCAAAAAUAAACUCCUAGAUUCUUGUUUAUUGUUGGAAGACGAUCAAGGGACAGUGAAAAUGCAUGACUUGGUUCGCGAUGCUGCCCAAUGGAUAGCGAAGAAAGAGAUUCAAACAAUACAAGUGUAUGACAAAAAUCAAAAGGCAAUGGUUGAAAGGGAGAAAAAUAUAAAAUAUUUGUUAUGUGAAGGCAAGCCAAAGGACGUGUUUUCCUGUAAGUUUGAUGGUUCCAAGCUUGAGAUUCUAAUUGUCAUUUUGUGUAGGGAAAAAGGUGACAAGCUUUCAAAUAUCAAAGUACCAGAUUCAUUUUUUGAAAAUAAUACUGGACUUCGAGUUUUGGAAUUACGUGAUAAUUUUCUUUUAGACCUAUCAUUACCUCAAUCAAUACAAUCGUUGAAGAAUAUUCGAUCUCUUAUCUUUAGAUUUGGUAGGUUGGGGGACAUUUCUAUCUUGGGAAAUCUGCAAAGCCUUGAGACACUUGAUUUGAGUUAUUGUUCUAUCAAUGAAUUGCCGAGUGGAAUUAAGAAAUUAGAUAAGUUCAGAUUGUUGAAAUUGGAAUUUUGUUCAAUUUCUUGGAAUAAUCCGUUUGAAGUGAUUGAAAGAUGCUCAUUACUUCAAGAGUUGUAUUUUGUAGGGAGUUUUAAUCAUUGUUGUCGAGAAAUAACUUUACCUACAUUGCAGAUGUUUUAUGUAGUUGACAACUAUUCAAUUGGUUAUUCAUCAUCAAAGUGUGUGUCUAUUGACUACGAAAAUGAGUUUUUCCUAUCUGAAACAACACUCAAGUAUUGUAUGCAAGAAGCAGAGGUUCUCAAACUAAGUAGAAUCGAGGGGGGAUGGAGAAAUAUCAUACCUGAGAUUGUUCCUUUGGACCAUGGUAUGAAUGAUCUACUUGUGCUUGAUUUAAGUUGCAUUUCACAACUACAAUGCCUCAUUGGAACUAAGCAUACUUCUUCUCAAAUAUCACAUGUAUUCUCCAAGUUGGUUAAACUACGUCUGAAAAAAAUGGAAAAUCUAGAAGAAUUGUGCAACGGUCCUCUUUCCUUUGACACUUUUAAGAGUUUAGAGGACCUAUCUAUCAAGAAUUGCAAACACUUGCGAAGCUUAUUUAAGUGCAACCUUAGCCUACGCAAUCUAAAGAAAGUUUCAUUGAAAAGAUGCCCGAUGUUGAUCUCCUUAUUUGAAAUUUCAACUGCUCGUAGCCUAGUGUUGUUGGAGAUAUUGAAAAUAAUUGACUGUGAGUGUCUUGAAUAUAUAAUACUAGAUGAAAGAAAAGAAGAGGGAUCAAGAGGAGAAAUAAUUGAUGAUAAUAGCAGGAGUCUAGACCCAAUGUUUUUGAAACUAAAAGCUCUUGAAAUUGAGAAGUGUCCAAACUUUGAAGUAAUACUUCCGUCUGUCUCUACUCAUGAUCUUCCGGCACUAGAAUCCAUCACAAUGAGAAGUUGUGAUAAGCUGGAAUACAUAUUUGGGCAAGAUGUCAAACUUGGUUCCCUAAAAUAUAUAAAUCUUGAUGAUGUACCCAAGUUAAUUGAUAUUUUUCCAGAAAGUAAUCAUACGACGUCUUUGUCCAAUAAGAAGUCAUCUUCUAUUUCUAGAUCCUCUUCCAAGCCAACAACACAGUCGGACUAUAUCAAAUGCAACAUCUUUUCAUGGAUUGAUAUGUAUUAUCGUGGAAACAAAUUGAGGAGUACCAAAAGUACUAAAAUUCCAUUGGUUCAUGUGAAUCAACCACAAAACAACUUAAUGGAAUCAAAUUCAUAUUGCCUUAGCAUAAACAUAUGGGAGCGUGCUCAAUGUAUUUCAAGACAAUCAAAGAUCCUGUGCAAUGUUAAAAAGAUUGAGUUGAGGAAGAUAAAAUCAAUAUUUGUCCUAUCUAUUGCUCCAAGAAUGUUGUUGGAAACUUUGAUAAUUAAAGGUUGUGAUGAAUUGAAACACAUAAUAAUAGACACCGAAGAUCACGACAAUGCUGAUGACAAUAAUUUGGACAAUGUCUUCCCAAAGUUGAAAGUGCUUUCCAUUAUAGAUUGCAUCCGAUUGGAAUAUAUAUUCGGACAUUACAAUGAUGAUCAUCAAAAUGACAUUGAGGUUCAUCUUCAUCUUCCAGCAUUGGAGUGUCUCCAUCUUUCCACUCUGCAAAAUUUGGCUGCCAUGUGUCCUAAACAAUAUCACACAACAUUUCCACCUUUGAAAGAACUUGUACUCGAUAACUGCUUACAGGUUGCUGAUAUGAAAUCUAUUGGUGAUUUCAUAUCUCAUCAUUUGGUUUCAAGAUCUGUCGAUGGUACCAUCACAAAGAAAUUGAGUGGGAACAUGGAGUAUUUGCUUGCUUUGGAAAGACUCGGGUUAUAUAAGUCCAAAGUAGAAAGUAUAUUUUGUGUCAAUGAAGUAAAUCAACAACAAAUAAACUUAGUGUUGCAAAAGAUUAAGCUGGAAGAUUUGUAUGUGGUGACUUGUCUUUUUGUUGGUCCCAAAAAUUCUUUUGUCUUCCAAAACCUAAUAACGAUACAAAUUGUGCGAUGUGAAAAGUUGCAAGUCAUUUUCUCCGAUUCUAUUUUAAGAUGUCUACCACAAUUGCAUGAUAUAAUGAUAAUAGAGUGUGAUGAGUUGAAGCAUAUCAUUGAAGAUGAUUUAGAGAAUAAAAAAAUGUCAAAUUCCUCAUCCUCAAGGACAUGCUUCCCAAAGCUAAAUGUGCUUGUUGUAAAAAAGUGCAACAAGUUGAAAUGUGUGUUUCCGAUCUCCGUAUGUAACGAGCUUCCCGAGCUAAAGUGUUUGAUCAUAAGAGAAGCAGAUGAACUAGAGGAAAUAUUUAAAAGUGAAGGGGAGGAAAAUCAGAAAGCCAAGAUUCUAAAUUUGAAAUAUGUAGCAUUUGUGAACCUACCAAGCCUCUUCCAAACACAGGGAAUUCAAUUUCAAACCGUAGAAUCUCGUUUUGUAAUAGAUUGUCAAAAACUCUCUCUCACUUCAACAUCAACAUUCUCCUAUUUUCGUUACGAUUUAUUCAUGGAUAUGGAUGAAGGAGCGUUAAGAAAUUUGUUGAUUAUACUUCAAAAUAUACAAGAAGAAUCCCGUGGCCACAAUACUAAAGAUAUGGAUCAAGAAACGGCACAAGAUUUGCUGACUCUAUUUCAAAAAAUGCGAGAAGAAUCCAAUGUCGACAAUACUGGGUUUGAAACCACCAAAGAUUUUGUUGCUGGAAUUGAAGUUGAAGCAGCGUCAAGACACGAGUUGACAUCUUCAGAGUGGGAGGGCUCUACGUCCGAAAUAGAUGUAGCAGCAACUUUGCAACCCAUUUCAGAAAAAAAGAAUGAGCCAACUUUACAGUUAGUUGCUCCUAAACAAAAGCAGGGUAAUGCGAUAAACGUUGAAGAAGGAAAUACAUCUAAUAAUGUCAAGACAAUAACAUCAUCAACCAAUUUAGAAUUAGAACAUGGUGAUGAACAAAUAGCCAUGACUUCUUUUUCCAUGGCCUCUAAAGAAACCAAUGAUCAAGUUUCUUGGAAUGACGAGGCUUUCAAGAAUGUAAGCUCAAAUAUUGAGGAACAGUUACCUAAGAAAGAUGAUAUAAUAGUUUCAAAAUCAAAACCCUCUUCAAUUGCAUCCAAGUUUCCUUCAAUACCUUCUAAAGGGAACUCAUCUAAAAUAGUAGAAGAUUUAAGUUAUUCUUUGCUUAUCACAAAGGAGCUUGAGCAACUAGUCUCCAAGAAGCAUUUGGCUUCAGAGAACUUGUCUCUGUUAACUGAUUUCCUUGUUUUGCACCCUUCCCUUCACUUAAAGGACACUUCACUGAGUAAUAGAUACAAGGGUUGUGCCUACAGUUUAUUAGCUCAGCUAUUGAAGUUUCUCCAAACUCAUAGUGUUGUUGAUGCAAUGGGCUCAUACCGCACCGAAUUCGUGGAGCUAUUACAAGAUGCACAUAGCUUUGGUUUUGAUAAGGAUUGGUUGAAUGGUGUUGAAAGACGUGGUUUGUUUCCUGAUAUACAAGUGUUGGAUUCUAAGCAACAGGUUACCAAAGAAUUUGAAAUGUUGCGUUUCAAGAUAGACAAUUUAAGUCAAUAUGUGGAAGAUCUUAAGCAUCAAUUGACAUCUUCUGAAACUGUUUUGGAGACCAUCAUUCAGAAACAGGCAGAUUUAAGCGCCCCUAUUGGCUAUUAGACUUUUUUUUACUUCUUUUCCUUCAUGCUUUUCACUGUGAGAUCUAUUAUCCUUCACUAUUGUUUAUUCCUUGGGUGUGAAGUUUUAUUAUUGCUUAUUUGAAAUGAACUUAUAAACCGUCCUUAUUAUGUUUCUGUAUUUAAAACUAUUAUUGUUUGUU
Lathyrus oleraceus (garden pea) is the source of this 7239-nucleotide messenger RNA. RefSeq lists its product as uncharacterized. Gene Ontology annotation, molecular function: ADP binding. The transcript has 13 exons. Lineage: Eukaryota; Viridiplantae; Streptophyta; Magnoliopsida; Fabales; Fabaceae. Bases 1602 to 7079 code for a protein of 1825 amino acids. The record is from RefSeq and is a predicted model, not a curated record.